Leptopilina heterotoma is the source of this 2137-nucleotide messenger RNA. RefSeq lists its product as uncharacterized. The transcript is spliced from 4 exons. The record is from RefSeq and is a predicted model, not a curated record. NCBI's taxonomy places the organism in Eukaryota, Metazoa, Arthropoda, Insecta, Hymenoptera, Figitidae. Bases 5 to 2125 code for a protein of 706 amino acids.
AAAGAUGGAGGAAGAAGAUAAUAAAAAUGAGAAAAGAAAAAUCUACCGAAAGUUUAUAAGACCAGAUUAUAAACCAAGUAUGGUUUCUUCUCAAACUGCUGCAAUUUGGAGACAACGAGCUUUACAAAGAAAUACACAAUCUACUCCAUCUGAUGAUAACAGAAUAGUUCACCAACUACACGAAUCCAGUGAUGACCAACAUGAAUCUGAUGUUGAAACAGUUUCUUCAUUAAGCUCUAAUGAAAUGUCUAUUGGUGAAAAUUCACUUAUUAAUGAUGUGCCUAGAGACGACGAAAUGCGGAUGGACACUAACCAAGAUUUCGACGAAGAAUUGACACGGUGGUCUUCAAGCACUUUUAGGCCCAUUUCGACCACCGUGUUGAAUGAGCAUUCCGCCUCAGAAUCAAACACACAAAGUGAAGAUUUAGAUAGUGAAGAAUCAGAUCCCGAAUUUUUUGACAAUGUUGAGGGUAAUGAAGAUCCAAUUAAUAUAUAUCCGUGGGAAAAUAGAAUUAUGUUCUCACAAUCUAACUUAACAGUCAGAGAUGUAGUAGCAAUGACAAGAGGGUUUAGUUUACGAUUUGGACUGUCAUAUCAAGCACGGUUAGAGUUAACUAAUUUAUUAAAGUUAUGUGCAGGUCCUGAUUUUGACAGUCUAAAUCUGUCAAAUCAUAAAAUGUCUCGCAUGUUUGAACCUCCGGAAAAAUCAAUAACAUUUUCCUUCUAUUGUCCAGCUUGUAAAAAAGUACUGAUCUCAAAACAGAAUAAAAAAUCACAAGCAAUCCCUGAAGGAUUACGCGAUAAAUGUGGAUCGCAAUAUAAUUUAUCGACUAAAAAAGGAAAAUACAUGUUGAUGGUAGAUUUAAAAUACCAAAUUGAACAAUUGUUAAAACUUAAUGAUGUAAAAACUUUUUUAAUCGACAGACAUAGAAGGCAAAACCCUGUUAACGAUAUUGAUGGAAGUAUAACAGACGUUCAAGACGGAACUUUGUAUAAAUUAAACAAUCCUACAAAUUCGCGAAACGUUUUGACGCUAAAUGCAUUUUUUGAUGGGGCAACCAUGAAAAGAAGUGGUAAUGAAAGUUUUUGGGCUAUUUUGGUAUCUAUGAACGAAUUACCAAUCAAUUUGAGAUUUAAAUACAUUAUGGUAGGAGGACUUAUGAUGAUUGAUAAGGAACCAAGCCCUGAUUUAAUAAAUGCCUUUUCAGAAGAAUUUUUAAAUUUAAUUGAAAUUUUGAAUACGCAAGGUGUUGAUUUAAUAGUAGGUAAUCGUCGCAUUAAUUUCUUCAUAAAUCUUUUGUUUAUUGUUGCUGACUCAGUUGCUAGGCCCUUAUUGCAGAAUCGAUGUCAAUAUAAUUCGUAUUGCGCAUGUAGUUACUGUUAUCAACUUGGACUGUAUAUUAAUCUCGUUAAAUAUAUCUUUGAUCCCGAUUUUAUCCUCAGAUCGCAUGAAUCUCAUGAACAGGAUGUUGAUGCUGUUAAAGAUCGCCAACAAAAUGUCAGACAUAGACAAAACAGUAGGAACAUAAGGAAUGAUCGUCGUACUUUCGUCAAUGGAGUUAAAGGUCCUUCGAGUUUCAUAAAUUGCAAUCAACGCGUUGAUAUGGUUUGGAGCUUUUCAUUCGAAUAUUUACAUGCUGUUCUUAUUGGAUCCGUUAAGCAACUAUGGGAAAUAUGGGUUGCAAAUGGUUUCUUAUCUCAAAAAGAUGUUGCAGACAUUAACGGAUUAAUUAGUACCAUUACAAUGGUUUUCGAAACACAUCGAGUUGCGCGAGGAUUUUCGUUCAAGUCAAAGUGGAAAGCAUCUGUGUGGAAAUCGUGGCUAUUGUUCUAUGGAGUGCCCUGCUUGAGAAAAUAUUUACCUCCCCACUGCCUCGAGCACUUCUCACUAUUAGUCAAUACCAUUUUUACUUUAUUGAAAACGAAAAUCACAGUGGAAGAGUUACUUCAAUGUGAAUUGGAUAUGAUACAAUUUGUCGGAGAUUUCGAGAUUUUAUAUGGUCAAAUAAGUAUGACUUUUAAGGGGUUACGCCACCCUGAACGCAUGAAAAUCGGAUGGUUUUUUAGGAAUUUUUUUGAUAAAACUGUUUCAGGUAGGACUUCUUUACAUUUAUUGAUGCUUUAGUACAUAUAUUGA